CACAUGGCUCGGUCCAAGCGGAAUGGUAGAGCCGGGCUCUGUAUGUCGAGCGGAUGCCUCGGGUACUCGCAAAUAAUGUGGACUCGCUGAACAAAAGCAGUUCCAAGCUGGGCAAGGCAUUUCUGGAUUCGGUCAGGCGGUGACCAGGAUGUCAUUGUUUCCAAAGUUCAGACCGGGACCGAUCGGAGGUAAGGUGACUUGAUUUGCCUGUAUCGUGCUGGGCGGCGCAUCGAAAGGCUGGUCGUUUGCGCUCUCUCGUCCGAUCGCGAUGGACUGUGCUUCAAGUCGUCGUCGGCAUUCGCAAGAAUAAUGGAGCCUUCGGUCAUAGCAGCGGUGAGCGGACGAACUGGCUCACGAUCUAGCCCGGCUUACGAGAUUGCAAGCGAAGGCAAGCCUGGCAGCUUGGGCUCUUUGGCCAUUUUUGGUGUGAGAGGAGGUGCAGGUGCAUGGUGCAUGUCCAUUGGCAUCUCAGAUACGGGCCUCUUUGGACCAUAAGUAGGGCGAGGAGUGUGUGAUGUCGCCACU
Messenger RNA from Zymoseptoria tritici IPO323, 525 nucleotides. RefSeq lists its product as uncharacterized. The transcript has a single exon. Lineage: Eukaryota; Fungi; Ascomycota; Dothideomycetes; Mycosphaerellales; Mycosphaerellaceae. The record is from RefSeq and is a predicted model, not a curated record. Bases 310 to 495 code for a protein of 61 amino acids.